Molecule: messenger RNA, 2140 nt
Organism: Heterotrigona itama
Lineage: Eukaryota; Metazoa; Arthropoda; Insecta; Hymenoptera; Apidae
Source: the annotation of a GenBank genome assembly
AUGUUGCCCUCGUCGAAGCUGCUCCAUCAGGAGGAACCAUCGGAGCCCAAUGUCGACGCAACCGCUACUUGCAGGACUUCGACGAACGGAUCCGUCACGCAAUCGGCGAUCGUGGUCGACGACGACGUUGAGAGAAACGACGGCGACGACGACGACGACCCACCGCCUUACAGCGCGAUCGUGCCGCCGAAUCACGUCGGAUGGUCGCACGACUUUUCGGGCAAUUGGUAUUCAGCGUGCAAUGCAGCAUCCUACAGGGCGGACGCAACUCCGCUGGCCUGCUUCCAAUCGGGGCUGACGUCGCCGGGCUUCGGUCCCCAUCCCGAGAGAACCGAUCCCGGUCAACACGAAUCGAUCUCGAUGCCUUUAAUGCCUUGCAGGCUGUUCAUGUUCGGCUCUCGCAGGUCUCUGUUCGCGCGCGACGGCUUCGCCAACGACAUCUCCACGAGCAAGGACACCCGCGGAACGAGGCGGAAGUAUGGCGCCAUUUUGGUCGGUGCGGCGGUGAUCGCUUUCCUCAUGGUCUUGUCGUUGCUGGUACGGUUCAUCAUGGACAAAGAUCUUUGGUAUGGCUAGCCAAGGCCAACUAUUGCAGGCCAACGAUAAGACACUGCAUCAUUCGUUCUUGAUUUAGACUGAAUCUAGAGUAAGCAUUAUCACGAUAUAAUUCCUUGUCGAUGGAGUUGACGCAACAACAAGUGUAAUUAGAGCGUGAAUGCCACGGAGGACCAUUUGAAUUCUUGUGAACAGUGUGUGCUUUAAUCCUUCGAUUCAUCGUGGCAAAUAAAUGUGAUGUUUGUACGUAUUUAUGGAAAUGACGUUAACACACUUGCAUGGAGCAGCUUUCCUCUUUAUUCUGUGCCAGAUACUUUGUAAUUUAAAUGUGGCACGUUGAGUUUCUAAAGCGACAUUAACUGCUACACGAGACACUCUGUAAAUAAUAAUUUUGAAAUGGUCUGCGUUAUACAUAAAUGUUUUCCCGUGUAUUACUCGAAUUAUAUUGGAGCUUUGUUACCACGAAACCAGACAGAGAAGUUUCGAGAAACGUUAUUUUCUAUUAUCUCGUUUCUUAGCAAAGUGGAAAAAUUGCAUCUCAUCUUUGUUAAACGACAACGCGAAGGUUACUCAAACAACAAUUUUCCGCUCGGAGAACGAGUCGAUAGUCGAAUUAGGAGAAUAAAUGUUCUCUUGUUGACCCUCACGAUCAGUCUUAUAUAGUUAGAGUCUUAACUGCGCACAGUCAAACGACCACGUUUACGUAUGUGCUCACCUUAUUUCGAACAUCACUUACGCUUAAGGUGUGCAAAGUACAGAUUUAUAUUUGUUUCAACAUCACGAUAAAACUCUUUGCGUCGCUGUUUCUUUCAACGAAGUUAAAAACUUUUACUUGUGCAAAUUCUGCUUAUGUAAACUAAUCGUUUAACAUCAAUAAUGAAUAAUUUACAUUCGAAAUCCGCCGCAGUGACGCAGUCAUUGUCAUUUCAAUGUCAGUCGCAUAGACCAAGUUCAAGUCAUAGUCUAAGAAGUCAAAAUCUUUCAGAAUUUUCGGAAACGCGAUCGCGAUAGUUGGACUUUCAAGAUCAAAGAAAACGACUACUGUUUUUCACGCUAAUAGAGCAGCGUCACGACACGAUUCGUCGGGAUUUCGGCGGCUGGCGGGCAGUCGGUAUACGCGUACGUUAUAACUUCAAUCGUGAUUAACAGUUUUACACGGCGAUUGUCAAGCCUAACUCUGAUAAAGUCAGUUUGACGGCGGCGUGUUCAAACAGCGGCGUGUCCCUCAGGCCAGCGUCCAGGCGAUGCGCCACCGGGGAAAUUAGCCGGCAAAAUAAUUCAUGGACGAAGCUUUUAUUUGACGUCCACGCGGAAUCCCUGAUAUUGCGAGGGAGAGGCUUGCCCCGGUUCCCGUAAACAAAUGCGCUACAAAAUUGUUGAUUCGCGCUAAGUACCCUCUGGAGCCUUUAUCGUUUCGCGAACACCACGGCAAAGUUAACGCGGGAAAUAUUGCCGCCGCUGCUGCAUCGUUUCAGCAAACCGACGACCAUAAUAGCUGCGGUUUUGUUGAAAUUGCUCCAUUCGUACGUUCCACCAUUUUCCACUUCAUUUCUCUUUCUCUUCACCUCCUUUUUCUCUUUUUUUU